UCUUUUUCUUCUCUCUCUCUUUUUGCAUUUUUGUGGUCGGCGGGCAAUCUAUGAAUGUAUGUGUUGGAUUGAUGGAUGGAUGGAUGUGUCUUCAGGAUGAAAAGGGGAUGCAAUCUGUCAGUCGUCAUACGAAAAACGGAAAGUUAAUUGACUAAGAGGAGAUCAAGAAAUAUGCCGAUAUCCAGAGAUUGUAAAGGUUGGAGAACAUGUUUCCGUACCCUCUUUCCUGCAGCUUCUCUACUCUUUGUAGUACUCUUUAUAUGGAGCCCAGUAAUCUCACAACCCAGUAAAGAGGUAACUCUUAGACCUUUACAGCAGAAACAGUUCAAAGGGAGUUUGAGUCUAGAAAGGAACACCUCCAAAAAUACUGCUUGUCGGCGGAGGCCUCCUGGAAGAGAGACACUACCUAGAGGAAUAGUUGCCGAAACCUCUAACUUGGAAAGACGACCGUUAUGGGGUUUACCAAAGAAGACAAAUACUUCCAGUCUACUUGCUAUUGCUGUUGGAAUCAAGCAGAAGGAAAAUGUAGAUAAGAUGGUACAAAAGUUCCUAGGAAGCAACUUUGUUGUGAUGCUCUUCCAUUAUGAUGGUGUUGUUGAUGAGUGGAAGGCUUUUGAAUGGAGCAGUACUGUCAUACAUGUAUCUGCUGAUAAUCAAACUAAAUGGUGGUUCGCAAAAAGAUUCUUACAUCCAGAUAUUGUAGCAGCAUACGAUUAUAUUUUCUUGUGGGAUGAAGAUCUUGGUGUUGAAAACUUCCAUCCUGAACGAUACUUAUCCAUUGUGAAAGAUGAAGGGCUUGAGAUAUCACAACCAGCACUCGAAAUUGGAGAAUCUGAGGUGCAUCAUCUUAUCACUGCACGGUGGAGGAGAGCAAAUGUGCACAGACGGGCUUAUAAACUUGAUGGUAAGGGCAUUCGAUGCGAUAAUACAAGCUCCACUCCUCCAUGCACAGGGUGGAUAGAAGUGAUGGCCCCUGUAUUCUCCAAAGCUGCCUGGCGUUGUGUAUGGUACAUGAUCCAGAAUGAUUUGAUCCAUGCUUGGGGACUAGACAUGCGGCUUGGUUAUUGUGCGCAGGGAGAUAGAACAAAAAAUAUAGGAGUAGUGGAUGCUGAAUACGUUGUUCACUAUGGCUUCCCAACACUAGGGGAACCUGAUAAGGGCAAAUUAGCAUCCAGCAGAGAAGAAAAGAAGGAACCAGCCCAGCCCAAUGCAAUUAACCAGAGACUUGAAGUGAGGAGACAGUCUUACAAUGAGUACAAGGUAUUCAAACGGAGAUGGAAGAAAGCGGCGGAGAUGGACAAGUGUUGGACUGAUCUAUAUCCAGAUGAUGAACUCAAGCAGAGCAUUCUUUGGCCUCUCAUGUGAUUUUGGCAACUCCCAUAUAUGAAAACAGAGGGUUUAUACAGAAGAUAUGCAGCAGCUUAAAUCAUACAUUAUAGAGGCAUUGUUGUACAAAAAGUGAGUUGAGAAACGCAAGGGUGUCUCAGCUGAGGCUGUGAUAUGUGGAUACUGAAAACCAACCUUCACCCUUCUCUUUAUUUUCCAUCUUCAGUUUUAUAUAUGGCUUUCUGUUUGUCUGUCAAGGAUGGAGAUAUUAUUCACAGUAGGAGGCACCAACUUUUGUUUACUCGUUGUUAAUGCCGUUAUCAUUUCAUUGAA
Molecule: messenger RNA, 1659 nt
Organism: Sesamum indicum (sesame)
Lineage: Eukaryota; Viridiplantae; Streptophyta; Magnoliopsida; Lamiales; Pedaliaceae
Source: RefSeq, a predicted model, not a curated record